Molecule: messenger RNA, 522 nt
Organism: Lodderomyces oxycetoniae
Lineage: Eukaryota; Fungi; Ascomycota; Pichiomycetes; Serinales; Debaryomycetaceae
Gene: CTF8
Product: Ctf8p
Exons: 1
Coding region: 1-522 (173 amino acids)
Biological process (GO): mitotic sister chromatid cohesion
Cellular component (GO): Ctf18 RFC-like complex
Source: RefSeq, a predicted model, not a curated record
AUGCCAGUAGCAGUUAUUGAUUGCACGCUGGUGAGUAGACUACCGUCUUCUUCUGUGCCGGUGAGUAGACUACCGUCUUCUUCUAUACUGCCAAGUCGCCUUGAUCUUCCUCCAGUGGUUACUACACUGUACGGACUUACUUUGCUAGAAAUACAAGGGGAAUUAAAUUUACCUUCACAAAAGCCAGCAUGUGCUUCUUGCAAAGAGUUAUCCGAGUCGGAAAAAGAAAAGCUUUCGCAAUUUAUAACCAUUGAUGAUAUUUACGAUGCUGUAAAGUUUGGCAAUUUGCAAUUUGACAGCAAAGACGAGAGUAAAGUCACCUUAUUUAUAGGUAAGAGUCAAAGAUUAGUUGGAAGUAUUGUCAAGUUGAAUAUACCAUUAGGAUUGAUGAAAAUACCUGUAAUGGAUCCAAAUAGAAUAAUUACUGAUGAUGAUGGUGACGAUGAAAAGGAUAAAAUCGAAAUGAUUGAUAUUAUUAGAGCUAAAAUGAUUUUCAAACAGCGUCCAUUGCCCAUAAUGUGA